AUGAGCACGAACAGAGCCCCGAAUCCCGACCCAGACGUGAAUUUAAACAAAGACAUCUGGGACUUGUACUCGAGCGCCCAGAAAAUAUUGCCCAAUUCUAACCGUAUUUUGAACCUUUCUUGGCGUUUGCAUAACCGCACGUCUUUCCAUCAAAUUAACCGCAUAAUGCAACAUUCCAACUCUAUUAUGGACUUCUCCGCCUCGCCUUUCGCCAGCGGCGCAAACGCCGCUGGCCCUGGCAACAAUGACCUCGAUGACACCGACACUGAUAACCAGCAGUUCUUCCUUUCGGACAUGAACCUCAACGGUUCCUCUGUUUUUGAGAAUGUGUUUGAUGACGAUGACGAUGAUGAUGAUGUGGAGACUCACUCUAUUGUACAUUCCGACCUGCUCAACGACAUGGACAGCGCUUCCCAGCGCGCUUCACAUAAUGCUUCUGGUUUUCCCAAUUUUUUGGACACUUCCUGCUCGUCCUCCUUCGAUGACCACUUUAUUUUCACCAAUAACUUACCAUUUUUAAGUAAUAAUAGCAUUAAUAAUAAUCAUAGUCAUAAUAGUAGUCAUAAUAAUAACAGUAACAGCAUCAACAAUAACACAAACACAAACGCAAACACUAAUAGUCCUUUACUGAGAAGAAAUCCGUCUCCAUCUAUAGUGAAACCUGCUUCGCGAAGAAAUUCCUCCGUGAGGAAGAAGAAACCUGCGUUGAAGAAGAUCAAGUCCUCUACUUCGGUGCAAUCUUCAGUUACUCCGCCCUCGUCUAACGCCUCAGCCAACCCGGAUAUAAAAUGCUCCAACUGCACAACGUCUACCACUCCAUUGUGGAGGAAAGACCCUAAGGGUCUUCCCCUGUGCAAUGCUUGCGGUCUGUUCCUCAAGCUUCACGGUGUCACAAGGCCCCUGUCGCUGAAAACUGACAUCAUCAAGAAGAGGCAGAGGUCGUCUACUAAGAUAAACAACAAUAUAACGCCCCCUCCAUCGUCCUCCUCGAAUGCAGGAGCAGCAGGGAAAAAGAAGAACUACACUGCAAGCGUGGCGGCGUCCAAGAGGAAAAACUCACUGAACAUCGUCGCGCCUUUAAAGUCUCAGGACAUACCCAUUCCGAAGAUCGCUUCACCCUCCAUCCCACAAUACCUCCGCUCUAACAACCGCCAUCACCUCUCGAGCUCCGCACCCGUCGAGGUAGAAACGUUCUCGAGCUUUCAGCCUGAUAUGAAUAUGACCAUGAACAUGAACCUUCACAACUCCUCGUCCUCCGCUUUCAACAACGAAGCCUUCUGGAAACCUUUGGAUUCUGCCGCAGAUCAUCAUUCUGCAGACACAAAUCCAAACUCGAAUGUCAAUACCACACCGAAUGGCAAUCUGAGCUUAGAUUGGCUGAAUCUGAAUUUAUAG
Saccharomyces paradoxus is the source of this 1395-nucleotide messenger RNA. It is a transcript of the gene GAT1, whose product is annotated as Gat1p. Gene Ontology annotation, molecular function: zinc ion binding; DNA-binding transcription factor activity, RNA polymerase II-specific; RNA polymerase II cis-regulatory region sequence-specific DNA binding. NCBI's taxonomy places the organism in Eukaryota, Fungi, Ascomycota, Saccharomycetes, Saccharomycetales, Saccharomycetaceae. Gene Ontology annotation, biological process: negative regulation of transcription by RNA polymerase II; positive regulation of transcription by RNA polymerase II. The transcript has a single exon. The record is from RefSeq and is a predicted model, not a curated record. The coding region runs from base 1 to 1395 and encodes 464 amino acids.